AUGCUUCUCCUCCCUCUCUCCGUGCUGAUCCUGCUCACACAGCCCCUGAGGCCACUGGGAGCAGAAGUGAAGACCUAUUCCCAGAGAACAGCAGCCAACACCUGCACCCUGGUCAUGUGUAACCCCGUGGAGAAUGGCCUGCCUGGUCGUGAUGGACGGGAUGGGAGAGAGGGCCCCCGGGGCGAGAAGGGAGAUCCAGGUUCGCCAGGAGCAGUGGGGAGAGCAGGGAUGCCUGGACCAGCUGGCCCAGUUGGGCCCAAAGGAGACAAUGGCUCUGCUGGAGAGCCUGGACUGAAGGGAGACUCUGGACCAUCCGGACCUCCAGGACCUCGAGGUAUGCCUGGUCCAGCUGGCAGAGAGGGCCCAGCUGGGAAGCAAGGGGAUGCAGGACCUCAAGGCCCACCAGGUCCACAAGGAGAAGCUGGGCCCAAAGGAGAAGUGGGUAUGCCUGGCAAGCAGGGGUCUGCAGGGAUGACAGGCCCCACAGGUGUUAAAGGAGAGACAGGUGCCCCUGGUGAGCGUGGAGCCCCUGGAGUUGCUGGGGAAGCAGGACCUGCUGGAGCCAUGGGCCCGCCGGGACCUCCAGGUGCCAAAGGGUCCCCUGGACUGAAGGGGGACAGAGGUGCUCCUGGGGACAGAGGAGCAAAGGGAGAGAGUGGGCUUCCGGACAUCACUGCUCUGAGGCAGCAGGUGGAGGCCUUACAGCAACAGGUACAAAACCUCCAGAAUGCCUUGUCUCAGUAUAGGAAAGUGGACCUCUUCCCCGACGGCCGGGGUAUCGGGAAGAAGAUCUUCAAGACGGCGGGCGUGGAAAAGAGUUUCCAAGAGGCACAGCAGCUGUGUACGCAGGCGGGGGGACAGGUGGCCUCCCCGCGCUCGGCCGCCGAGAACGAGGCCCUGCGGCAGCUGGUCGCCGCGCAGAACAAGGCUGCUUUCCUGAGCAUGACCGACGCCAGGAAGGAGGGCACGUUCACCUACCCCUCAGGGGAGCCUCUGGUCUACACCAACUGGGCGCCGGGGGAGCCCAACAACAACGGCGGCUCGGAGGACUGCGUGGAGAUCUUUACCAACGGCAAGUGGAAUGACAAGGUCUGCGGGGAGCAGCGCCUGGUGGUCUGCGAGUUCUGAGCCCGGGGGGUGCGGGGGGCCUGGCCUGAGCGGCCCACACCUGCACGCGCCCGGCCGUCGGGGAGGCCAGGAGGCUGGCCCUGCACGCCGCUCCCGGCCACCGGCGUCACGCGUGGGACACCUGCCAGAGGAAGAAGGGCCCGCUGCUUUCCCAGUUGCAAGGAAUAAAGUUGGCUCCCCAAGAC
Molecule: messenger RNA, 1313 nt
Organism: Nyctereutes procyonoides (raccoon dog)
Lineage: Eukaryota; Metazoa; Chordata; Mammalia; Carnivora; Canidae
Gene: SFTPD
Product: surfactant protein D
Exons: 7
Coding region: 1-1128 (375 amino acids)
Source: RefSeq, a predicted model, not a curated record